AAUAAAAAAAGGAGUGCGCAGCAACUGUGGGGCUACAUGUGCACACACCCAUCCAGCUCCUCCAGCAGAGUAAAUCCCCAAAGCCGCCAGCGGGAGAGUCGGACGGAGGCGCAGGAGGUUCGGAGGAGGACGGAGCUCGUCCCGGUGCUUUGCGUCCAGACGAGGAGGACCAGCAGCAGGAGGAGGAUCAUGUUUGUUCCCCUGCCGGUGCCGUUCGUGUUUCAGAGAACCGCCCCUGACCUCAACGCCUGGCGUCUCAAGUCCCCCCUGGCUCUCCGCUCCAACUCCGACAUCAGGAUGUCAAAGCCAGCAGAGGUUGAGAAAGUCGGGGCUGACUCACCUUUAGAGGGCACAGAGUCAGAGCGGAAUGGACCUGAAUCAAAUCACCAGGCUCAGUCCAUGAAAAUCUGCCCUUUUCCUCUGUCACCAAACCUGAACAGCAGCAAGAAUAAGAUGGAUGAGUGUGCUGAAAUGUCCCCGGGCCUUCCUCCUUCUCAUGGCCCGACCCCCUCACAAACAGCGCUGCAACACACACAGCUCAUGCUGACAGGCUCCCAGCUGGCAGGGCUGACAGCUUUGCUGCCGGCGCAGCAGCAGUUACUGCUACAGCAGGCCCAGGCGCAGCUCCUGGCCGCCGCCGUGCAGCAGUCCAAUGCAGCGCACGCAGCUCAUGCCGCUCACGCAGCCGCUCAAGCCAAUCAGCAAGCUCAGGCAGCUGCGGCAGCAAAUCAGCAGGCCCAGCAGCAUCAGCAAGCGGGACAGACAGGGCAGCAGGUUCAGUCCCAGGGACAGAGCACGCAGGAACAGAGCACCCAAAGUGUCUCUGUCCCACCUCCUCCACAUCAGCUCACCCUCUCCCAGCCAAUCCAGCUUACAGCCCAGGACAUUCAGCAGCUGCUGCAGCUUCAGCAGUUGGUGUUGGUGCCUGGUCACACGCUUCCAUCACCAGCCCAGUUUCUCCUCCCCCAGGCCCAGCAGGGCCAGCAAGGACUCUUAUCGACACCAAAUCUUAUUCCGCUACCUCAGCAAAACCAAGGCAGCCUCCUCUCUGCUCCAACUAGAAUGGGACUCCAGACACAUAUACAGCGAGAUAAGAGUAUGGAUGUGAGCAGCGGUGGAGGUGUGACCACGGUGCCCCCUGUGACCCCUCACCCUGACGAGCCCAGUGACUUGGAGGAGCUGGAACAGUUCGCCCGCACUUUUAAACAGAGACGCAUCAAACUGGGCUUCACACAGGGAGACGUAGGCUUGGCAAUGGGCAAACUGUAUGGCAACGACUUCAGCCAGACCACCAUCUCUCGCUUUGAAGCUCUCAACCUAAGUUUUAAGAACAUGUGCAAGCUGAAGCCGCUGUUGGAGAAGUGGCUUAAUGAUGCAGAGACCAUGUCCAUAGACAGCACCCUGCCCAGCCCCAGCUCCCUGUCCUCGCCCUCUCUGGGCUUCGACGGGGUUCCUGGCCGUCGCAGAAAGAAGAGAACCAGCAUCGAGACGAAUGUACGCGUGGCUCUGGAGCGAGCAUUUAUAACGAACCAGAAGCCCACCUCAGAGGAGAUCCUGCUGAUCGCAGAGCAGCUCAACAUGGAGAAGGAAGUGAUCCGGGUCUGGUUCUGCAACCGCCGUCAGAAGGAGAAGCGCAUCAAUCCCUCCAGUGCCACCCCUCCCCUGCCGAGCCAGCCCCCCACCGCCCCUCAGUCGCACAAAACCCCCUGCUACAGCCCCCACAUGAUGUCCAGCCAGCUGUCGCAGGCCGUGACCAGCCUCAGCAACACAACGGUGACCACCAUGUCCUCCGUCUGCCCCCUGACCUCCAGCCUCACCUCCACUCACCCUGCUCUCACCUCAACCCACACCCCUCUGAGCUCCACGCCCUCCCCGGUGUCUCCUCCACCUCCUCCUCGCAGCACAGCCAGCCCCGCCACUCCCAGCCACAGCACACUCAACCUAAACACAGGCUUAUGGCGUAUGGGUAAAAAGAACGGUGACAUGUCCAACUACAUCACAGAUUUUGCUGCAAACUUGAGGAACACUGUGAUGGGAGUUAACACAGGGAUGAACCAAGCCCUCCUCGGUAACAAUCCCCUGGCAACUAUCCAAGCCCUAGCAGCCAGUGGUGGCCAGCUGCCUCUUUCCACUCUUGAGGGCGCCAGCAAGGUGAUGUUAGGGGCCUCUGGGGGCCAAGGAUGUGGCCUUCCAUCCUCCCUCUUCCUCAACCACCCCACCCUCCUCCACAUGGGCCAGAACCCCGGUGCCGGAUUGAUCAGUGCCGCCGUCGCCAAAGUGUCCCAGGCCUCCCCGUUCCCCUCAGCCAGCAGCAUCAGCCCCACGCCCUGCUCCCCCUCCCCCUGCUCCAGCCCCGCUUCUUCCUGCUCCUCCAGCGAAAUGGCACACAGCCCGUCCUCCCUGGGCGGGCGCAAGAUCGAGUGACCACACCCGGGGCCAAUCAGAAAGGAGGAGAAAAGAGGAACCUCGCCUUUCACACCAAAGCUAUCUCUUUCUCUCUCUUGUGCUCUUCUUCCAUUCUUUUGACUUGAGUUGGAUUUUUAUUGCAAUGGCUCUCUCCCUUCUUUUCUCCCCGUCUUUCAAUGCCAAAAAUACACAGAAUGAAAGAGGAGAGAAGGAGGGAAAGAAGAGGAGGGAAGGGAGGAAAGAGGAAGAUCGAAACCAAAAAUCUUUAUCUAUCCAAACAGAUGAAACAGAGACACCGUGGGACAUUUUUGUCUGUGAUAUCGACGUGGCACGUCUCCGCUCUUUGUCUCUGGAAGGACGACGAAACCAACGGCUCUUUAGCAAAGAGUCGUCAGAGACGGCAGGCGUCCCAAGUGCAAAACCCAAAAGUGACAGAAGGGAACUUUAAGAUAUGGGAACGGCGUCACAGACAAAGAAGAUUAAACGAAAAACAGAGAAGAAGAAAAAGACUAUGCUCACUUUGCUUUUUGUUUAAAAAAAAAAAAAAUGUUAUUUUGAAACGCUGCGGGUUUGAAAAGAAGAGGAGCAGGGAGGAUACGUUUAAACCAAAUAUGUACCUGAGGAGGAGGCGGAGGACAAAUACACAAAGACAAAAACAAACAAACGAGAAAAAAAAAACAAUCGACAAGCAUACCAAAAUCACAAAUACCAAAAAUACGGAGAGAAAAGCUUUAUUCAAAGGACGUGUAAAUACUGAAGCUAUCCAGGACCAGGACUCUACUGCAACACACACAUUUAUACACAAACAUGAAGAACCAGCCCAUCACGUCAUCGACUCAUCCUGUCUGUCAUGUGUCUGAUAUUUUUAUGAAUAUUCUUUAAAUAUUGCUACAUUUCUGUCGUGAAUGUCUGCUGGAACUGUCUCUUUACCUACCUCUGGUUCUAAGAGCACAGAAAAGCACACAUCUCUCCUCUUGUGUCCAAAAAUCUUGUUAGCAAAAGUCUAGUUUGACAUUUGUUUAAUUAUUAUUUAUUAGCUCCUUUAUUGUCACAAGUCAGCUCCUAUUUAUUG
Messenger RNA from Nematolebias whitei (Rio pearlfish), 3478 nucleotides. It is a transcript of the gene pou2f2b, whose product is annotated as POU class 2 homeobox 2a. Gene Ontology annotation, biological process: regulation of transcription by RNA polymerase II. Lineage: Eukaryota; Metazoa; Chordata; Actinopteri; Cyprinodontiformes; Rivulidae. The record is from RefSeq and is a predicted model, not a curated record. The transcript has 16 exons. The coding region runs from base 37 to 2424 and encodes 795 amino acids. Gene Ontology annotation, molecular function: DNA-binding transcription factor activity, RNA polymerase II-specific; RNA polymerase II cis-regulatory region sequence-specific DNA binding. Gene Ontology annotation, cellular component: nucleus.